AUGAUUGACAAAACGCUCAAGUUUCUAAUUGGCCAUGCCCAAGAAUCACCCAUAGCAUUCAUCGCAUACUUCGCAGCAGCUUCCGCUCUUCUAUAUUUACUUAUCACCGAGAUCCAAAGACACCAAGCCCGCAUUCCAGGAUUUGAUGGCCCUUCGGGGCUGCCUGUGAUCGGUAAUAUCCAUCAAAUCCGCGUCAAUGCAGCAGAGCAAUACCGGCUAUGGUCUCAAAAGUACGGCUAUGUAUAUCAAAUUAUGCUGGGCAACGUCCCCGUGAUAGUGGUGAACGGCGCCAAAGCUGCGCGCGAGAUUUUCGGGGCCAAUUCUCAAGCACUCGCCUCCAGGCCAGAAUUUUACACUUUUCAUAAAGUGGUGAGUUCUACAAGCGGGACGACGAUAGGAACAUCGCCAUUUUCAGAAUCUCUGAAGAGAAGAAGAAAAGGUGCAGCAUCCGCCCUGAAUAAACCAAGUGUGGCGACGUAUAUCCCGCACAUCGACGUCGAGACAAGGGAUUUCUUGAACGAAUUCCUCACUUACGGAGAUGGUGGACGAAAACCGGUGGAUCCGAUGCCAAUGAUUCAACGUCUUUCACUAUCGUUAGCAUUGACCUUGAACUGGGGGACCCGUAUGGCAUCCCAGAACGACGAACUCUUCGGUGAAAUCACGCACGUUGAGGAGGAGGUGUCCAAAUUUCGUUCCACCACGGGCAAUCUGCAGGACUAUAUCCCGCUUCUACGACUGAAUCCGUUCAACUUUGGAAGUGCCCACGCCCGCGGCAUGCGGCGCAGAAGAGACGUAUACCUAAAGAAGCUCAACGAUGAUUUAGACGACAGAAUGGCGAAGGGAAUCCAUCAACCUUGCAUUCAGGCGAACGUCAUCCUCGACAAGGAAGCAAAGCUCAACACCGAAGAGCUCAUCUCCAUCUCCCUUACCAUGCUGUCAGGCGGCUUGGACACUCUAACGACCCUGGUCGCAUGGUCGAUGGCGCUUCUUGCCCAACGGCCCGAGAUCCAACAGAAGGCGCUCGAGGAAAUCCGCAAGGUCUACCCGCAGGACCAGAUCCUCUGCGAUGUGAACGACGACCAAUCCAUCUCUUACAUCGUGGCACUCGUCAGGGAGUUGCUGAGAUACUACACCGUGCUGCGCCUCAGUCUGCCCCGCGCCACCGUCAAGGACGUCGUGUAUAACGGCCACACGAUCCCGUCUGGGAGCGUGGUGUUCCUCAACGCCUGGGCCUGCAAUAUGGACCCGGAAGUGUGGUCGGACCCCUUCAUGUUCCGGCCCGAGCGCUGGCUCGAGAACCCUGACGCGCCGCUCUUCACGUAUGGCCUGGGCUACAGGAUGUGCGCCGGCAGUCUGCUGGCGAACAGAGAGAUGUACACCAUCUAUCUGAGGCUGAUUAGCGCGUUCGAUAUCACGGACUUGCGCCCCGCCGAUGGGGGCGCCGGCGCCGUCGAGACGCAUCCCGUCAGAGGCGUCAUGGAUCCCACGCAGCUUGUGAGCGUCCCGCGCCGGUACACGGUCAGGGUGAUUCCCAGGGACGGGGAGGUGCUGAGGAGGGCUUUGAGCGAGUAUGAUGGAAAGCAUUCAUGA
Messenger RNA from Cladophialophora psammophila CBS 110553, 1590 nucleotides. Its product is annotated as 3-hydroxyphenylacetate 6-hydroxylase. The record is from RefSeq and is a predicted model, not a curated record. The transcript has a single exon. The coding region runs from base 1 to 1590 and encodes 529 amino acids. Lineage: Eukaryota; Fungi; Ascomycota; Eurotiomycetes; Chaetothyriales; Herpotrichiellaceae. Gene Ontology annotation, molecular function: iron ion binding; heme binding; monooxygenase activity.